UUCUCGGGUGUCGGUAUUCUAGGAGCGGAAGCGGCUGGGCGGAUUACCACGACAUGGCUUCCUUUGGGCGGUUUGAGCCGUUCACGGAGGAGGGAGACGAAGACUUCGACUCUUAUGCGGAACGCUUUGAACAUUACGUCCGAGCUACCCAGGUCAGUGAAGACUUGAAGGUAUCAGUAUUUGUCACCGCCAUUGGAAAACAGGCCUACCGCACGCUGAAAAAUUUAUUGGCCCCGACCAAGCCGGAAGAGAAAACGUAUGCCGAACUGCUCCAGAUACUGAAAGGCUACUAUUCUCCGAAGCCUUUGGUGAUAGCGGAAAGAUUCCGGUUCAACCGUCGGUCGCAGCUGGAAAAUGAGCCAGUGGCCGCGUUUGCAUUGGAACUAAAAAGGCUGGCUGGAUCCUGUGAGUUCGGACAAUUCUUGGAUGACGCCUUACGGGAUCGAUUCGUGGCCGGACUGAGAGAUGAAACGGCACAAGCAGAGCUGCUUAAGAAGAGUACCCUGACGUUUCAAACUGCCUACGACUUGGCGAAAAGUGGGGAACUUGCUCGCACGGAAACAAGAAAAAUUCACCCAAAAGAACUCGGCGACGUGAACCUGGUACAGCAACACCCACAGCGGACCACUGGGACAAGAAAGGUCGCGAGCAAAAACACGGAGCGGCAUGCCGAAACAACGGACUGUUCCCGGUGCGGAGCAACGCAUGACGCCGCCACCUGCCCCUUUCGCAAAUUUCGAUGUCGUGCCUGCAAAAAGAUGGGACACCUGGCAAGGGUCUGCAGAACAACGCCACGUUCGGUGCACUCUCUUGAAGAGAGCACUGGCUUAGAAGACUCCGGUGACUGGGACGAUAAAAGUGGUCUUUAGGUUCCCCUGUACCCAUCGAUGGUGCACGAGAGACGUCUGACGCCGAGCAAGUCGAUGAGCAGGCAGACGAUGCCAACAAAGAACCGGUCCACCUACCGGACACUUCAUCGACAGGCGGGGACUGCGGCGGGGGCGAGUCUCAACCUUCCCAACCGG
Messenger RNA from Rhipicephalus sanguineus (brown dog tick), 1025 nucleotides. RefSeq lists its product as uncharacterized. The coding region runs from base 54 to 869 and encodes 271 amino acids. The transcript has 2 exons. Gene Ontology annotation, molecular function: nucleic acid binding; zinc ion binding. Lineage: Eukaryota; Metazoa; Arthropoda; Arachnida; Ixodida; Ixodidae. The record is from RefSeq and is a predicted model, not a curated record.